GGGCCGGAGCGGAGCGUGUCUUCCGCCGGAAGCGGCCCGUGAGGAGAGCGAGGCCGAGGCGGGCGCGAGGCGGCAGCCAUGAACAUCCGGAACGCGCGGCCCGAGGACCUGAUGAACAUGCAGCACUGCAACCUGCUGUGCCUGCCUGAGAACUACCAGAUGAAGUACUACUUCUACCAUGGGCUCUCCUGGCCCCAGCUCUCCUACAUCGCCGAGGAUGAGAACGGGAAGAUCGUGGGCUAUGUCCUGGCCAAGAUGGAAGAGGACCCGGAUGAUGUCCCCCAUGGGCACAUCACAUCUCUGGCAGUGAAGCGCUCCCACCGACGCCUAGGGCUGGCACAGAAGCUCAUGGACCAGGCGUCACGCGCCAUGAUUGAGAACUUCAACGCCAAGUACGUCUCGCUGCAUGUGCGCAAGAGUAACCGGGCAGCUCUGCACCUCUAUUCCAACACGCUCAACUUUCAGAUCAGCGAGGUGGAGCCCAAGUAUUACGCGGAUGGCGAAGAUGCCUAUGCCAUGAAGCGGGACCUCACCCAGAUGGCGGAUGAGCUGCGGAAGCAGGUGGAACAGAAGGAGCGGGGCCGCCCAGCAGGGCCAGGGCCCGGGGAACCCCCCAGGAGCGAGGGCUGCGGGCCUGGUGGAGUGCCCCCCAGCACGCUGCCGCUCCCCCCCGAGGACAGCGGGGCCGAUAGCAAGGACGUGAGCGAGGUGAGCGAGGCCACUGAGAGCACCGAUGUCAAAGACAGCUCCGAGGCCUCCGACUCUGCCGCCUAGGAGGAGUUUGGGGGGGGGAGACACCCCCUUGUCAUUGUUGUCAUUCCCCUCCCCCCAACUGCGUCUGGGUCAAUAAAUCCCUCCCCACUCAC
This is a messenger RNA of Rhea pennata, 866 nucleotides long. It is a transcript of the gene NAA10, whose product is annotated as N-alpha-acetyltransferase 10, NatA catalytic subunit. Gene Ontology annotation, molecular function: protein-N-terminal-glutamate acetyltransferase activity; protein N-terminal-serine acetyltransferase activity. Gene Ontology annotation, cellular component: NatA complex. The transcript is spliced from 8 exons. Gene Ontology annotation, biological process: N-terminal protein amino acid acetylation. Lineage: Eukaryota; Metazoa; Chordata; Aves; Rheiformes; Rheidae. Bases 79 to 774 code for a protein of 231 amino acids. The record is from RefSeq and is a predicted model, not a curated record.